UCUGUUCAUCUGUCCUCCUCCAUGAAUCCUUACGGUCAGUGUGUGGGAAUGGGGCCGCAUGUGGAGCACAUUCUCUGAGGUGGGGGUGUGUGCGCGCGUUUGUGUGGAUGCCACAGUGAUCCUCUAAGACUGACGUCUCUCCGGUAGCGCAGAAGAAGACCGCAGCCGGGCUCCUCCACACACUUGAGCACAGCCAGGCAGCAGGCAGCAUCAGCCCGCAGAGUGAGACAGGAAUCCGCGGAGCAGGUAGAGAAAGCUGGAGUUUCCUAGCAUGUUCACCCUGCGGAAAGCUGCGUUUAAGCACGCUCCUCCAGUGACCGCUUGAUCCGCUGGAGCGCAGACUGCUACUGGCUUUUCCCCCUCUUCGUCUCUCUUGAUCAAACCUCUGAUGUGAAGAACCGAACCUCUGCACAGCUGAAAUAAUGUGGACCUCUCAUGAUACUGUUGGAUUUGUUUUCCUAGCCGGAUUUUGUGUUCAGUUCGGAUUCUCCUUUGAAGGUCGCUUUACGGAUCUGCCCUCCAACAUGACGGUUAAAGAGGGCCAAAACAUAGAAAUGGCGUGCGCCUUCCAGAGCGGAACCGCUUCUGUGUAUCUGGAGAUCCAGUGGUGGUUCGUGAAGGCUCCGGAGCCCACAGACAGUGAGGAGGAGGUGGACGCCCAAGAGAUGGAGAUGAUACCAGAGCCCGAUCCUGAUGACGAAGGGACAAAAAUAAGUACAGUGAAGGUCCAGGGCAACGAUAUCUCACACAAGCUGCAGAUCUCCAGAGUCAGCAAGAACGACGAAGGACUCUACGAGUGCCGAGUGACCCGCGCAAACUACGGAGAGAUUGUGGAGUACAAAGCCCAAGCCUGGCUUAGGGUCAACGCCACAGCCAGGCCUCGACGGCCACUGCAACCUGCCAAGAAGAGCUCCCCACUGCACCUGACAGACAAGAAGCCAAGAAAGUCCACCUCACCUCUGAGCCAAGACAACAUGAGUUCAGACCAGAGGGUGGCCUCCACAUCCUCCUCCCACACAUCCUCCAACACAGCUAAACGCUACCCCAGCUCAGGUACAAGAAUAUUGUCCAGCUCUGGACUUGCUGUCCUGCUUCUGGCGUGUGGGCUGGUGAAGGAUGCCUUGUUAUAAUUUAAAGAACAGUUGUGAUUUGCUCUCAGAUGUUGGCCCAACUGUGUGCUUUAGAAGCAAACAGAGGAUCAAAAGAAAAGAAAAAAAGAAAAUUGCCUGUUUUACUCCCUUCGCCACCCACUGACCACAACCUGAACUCCACCAUGCGGACAGCACAGUUUGCUCCUCAUUUUCCCGCCACUUCUGCUCUUGCACUUAGCACAUUAUUACUAGCCACUAUAAACACCAGUCACAAUGGCAGCAGAAGGGGCACCUUUUCUACAGACGCCUGGUCGACGCCAGCAGAGACGCUGCCUAACACCCGGACUCUGUCUUGUUGGAUAACUCUCAUGGAAGAAUGACUUUCUUAAAGUUUCACUGUUGACGUUUCUGUGUUCAUUGCUCAAAAGUAAACGAGAAAAUCGAAGAAUCUAUAUUUGUGUAGUAUAUAUGAUCCUAGAUAUAUGUCUGUUUUAUUUGAAACACAUAGAACUAAUGUAUGUGCUGUAUACAUAGAUGCUGCUGAUAUUGGCCAUUGAUCAUUGUGAAUAGGCACUCUAGCCUUCUCCAGAUGAGAUAAAUCUAAUACAUGUCUGUGUUAAAUUAGACAAUUGAUGUUAACCUUUAAGUUAAAAGGGUCAUUCUUUUCAUUUUUCUUUCAGCCGUAUUAUCCAUCCAAAUUUGAAAUGUGCAUAAUUUUACAUCCUGUUGGUGAUUCAUCUUCAGAAGUGCAUGCUUGAUCUGGGGGUUUUGAAGAUGAGGAAAAUAUCUGACCUACAUGAACUGACAUUUGGAGUUUAAUGUUCCAAUGUUUUGAAUUGCAGUUUCUUUUUUCUGUGCUAGCUUUGGUGUGAAAAUAAUGUCCCCUUGUCAUUUUAAUUUGUAAUGCACCCUUAGUAGGAAUAAAAAAAAAAAAAAGUCACUAUUUAUGAGUUAUUGUAAAUCCUGAUAUGCGACAACUGGAUGAUUGAUUCUGAUCUGCAUUAAUCUUCUCUGAAAUAUUUCAGUGGGUAAUCACUAAUGAGGGAUUUAAUGAAAUGUAUAUCAGGAAUGCCAACACAGAAACACGGAGCAUCUAAACCCUGAACACACCCUUAUUUAAAUGCCAGGUAUCCCUAAUGUUGUAUAAUGGAAUCAAGGUAAAUCAUGAAACACAUAGAAGUGUUGUUCCAUGUUAAAUGGGACACAUUCUACAGGAUCUAACUGCAAAACCAACAGCCAUCAUUAGCAGACUGUAAACAAUCAAAGAAAUGAAAUUGGGCAGGAGAAACACCAUGAUGUAUUCCACAAUAUAAUACUUACACUGUGGUGCAUUCACACCACCCUGUUUAGUCCGCUUUGUCAAACUGCAAUACGUUUGCCUAGAAAGUCUGGUUUGUUUGUGGAGGUGUAGAUGUGUAAUCAAACACUCAUGAGGACUAAAAAAAGUUAACUCUGGUACACUGAAUAACCUCGGUCUCAGUUGAGUUGAAGUGAGGUCUGGUGCGGUUUGAAGGAAUAUCUGAACACCAGGCAGACCAGAGACUGCUCCAAAAGCAGGAAGUGGACUAAAUACAACCAAAAUCAACAUACAUGUCUAGUGCUAGAAGGAGAAAAGUUGCUAUUAAUGCUCCACUAAUGGGCAUUGCUGUUAGCUGGGAUUUAUUUUGUUAGCUACCUUCGUCUUGCGACAAUUGCUGAAUAAACUAUAAAAUCCAUCAGUAGGCAGCGGUGUGCAUCGUUAGCUUAGUAAACAGAUGUGAUGUCGAGAUUUUUCUCCUGGGCAUUCAGGUCCUUUGGGGUCGUCAACCAUUCACACAGAAGACCAAUCACGAUGGCCUCAGUCAGUAGGAAGAACGUUCGUGCAAAAAAGUUGGAAUUGAGCUGUUGGUGGUUCAUGCAUGUAACCUAAUCGAACAUUAAUCUUUGGCAGGGAAGUCAGGAGGACAAUUGAUGGAUGAAUGUGGAAAACUUCAUCUUCUAUACCACUAACAGGCACUGUAAUAAGGGUGUGUUGAGUUUUUGGAUUUGCUGUAUUUGUACAUUUCUCACAAGUAUGUAAGCAAAACUGUGAUGAGAUAAGAGAAUUAUACACGACGACCUUCAAGAGAACAGUGUUGGUUUUGUUGAAAUGUCUUCUCUUUGAUUUCACACUAUUAUAUUUUCACAGCUUUACAUAAAGCUUGUGUCCCAGGAUAUUUUUAAUGUGCACCAAGGAUUUAUGAAUGAAACGCUUUGACAAUCUGACACGCAAGCUGGAAGAGCAGCGGCUGGCUUUUGCAGUAAUUUCAAGAUCUUCGACAUGAUCCAGAAACUAAAGUGAAUCUGUUAUUGUUGACUUUUGAGCAGCAAAAAAUCAGAUUCUAAUUCAAACAGAAACCUCCAUGAAUGGCUGAGCAGCAGAUAUGUGAAAGUUAUCCUCCAUGAGUACCGUGUUGCCAUAGAGCCACAGUUAUCCCAACAAUGAAAACAGCAGUUUUUAAAAAUACAUGCUGAUCAAUAGCACAUCUUUUUUCGCUUAUUCAAAACCCCAAACUAUGAAGUGGCCACACAAAAUAAGCAUGGAUAUGUAACCCUAUAUUUGUGGUAUGGCAUUAGCUAAGAACUCAUAGGCAACAAAACAACUCAACGUGCAAUAAUCCCUGUCCUGUGUUCUUGAAAUGCAAAACCUCACUUUAAACUCGUGUUUCACUUUACAAACAAAGCCGAAUCCCCUCUCUUGUAUAGUUUAUCACGUUGCCAAAGAACAGUUUAGGGGGAACUUGUUGAUUCAGCAGCGAGGUCCACAGGCUGAUGGAGCACAACUUGCUUCCCAAGACCCCAAGAUGUUCCAGCAAGACACGGCGCACCAUGCCGCACCACACUGCGCUGCUCUGCGCAGGGCGGGAAGGGUCAGCCCCCUCUAAUCCCUCUAAUUUCAAACCGCCGCAGGGCGCUUUUGGACCCCUAAUCUAUCAUCACUGUCUCAUUUUCGUCAUUUCGCCGUGACUGGGGGACUGAUUGUUUUUAAAUGAGACCUGUUAUAUAAUAUAGUUCAGAAAGUUUAUUUUGCAAGAAGAAAAAAAUUCUAAUACUAAUAGGAGGGCAAUUUAUUUUCAAGAGCUGAGAAUGGGAUCGUGAUGCUGAUUCCACUGAAAGUUUGUCUGAAUGCUUUCGGAGAGUGUGCGCAGUCCGAUUGGGCGGCUUGCCCAAACCGCCGUGUAAAAAGACUAACAAAAAAAUGUUACAGAUCUGUGUAAAUUGUAAAUGAAUUAAGUAGCAUGUUAACGUUUCAUUUUCUGUUGGGGUUUCUUCAGAGCCAUUUGAAAAGGCAGAGGCCAGUGAUGUGCUGUAUUUGUAACAAUAGUACCAUGUAUUCAUAUCCACGUGUUAAGAAGUCUGAAGUGGAUCUUCCAUUUCUUGAAAAUGAACUUGCAUAAGAUGUGUUUUUGAAGAAAAAGAAGAUGCUAAAUCCAUGUGUAUAUAAAUAGAUAUAUCAAAAACAUGUCCAUGGUUCUAUCCCAAAGUAGGAGGAUUAGCUUGAUGGUUCCUCCCCCCACUUAACAUUGAAUGAUAUAGAAGGAGAGACUGGAGCUUUGACUGAAAUUGUAUCAUUACUGCAAAAGUGGAUUAACUUUUCAGUCUCUACCAGUUCACGCUCCGGCGGCAGAUCCUUGUUCCAGGGAUGUUCUCUCAGACACAUCGCUCAACAAUCCUUCUGUUCUGUUUCAGGAAGCUACGCUCUUCAUCCACUCUAAAUGUGUUUGUUUCUUCUAAUAAUGUAUUUCCAUCUUUGAUGCGGUCCUGUCUGUCUGUUAAGCUGUCAGAACUCCACAGAACUCUGGUUCUCUUUUUCUUUAGUAUUGUGUGAGGCUUCUGUAAUGAAACAUUGCAACCGUUUGUAUUAUAAUGACAGUAUCAGAAUAAUAUUUAAAUAAAUCAUUUUCACAGAUGAAAUUCAAA
This is a messenger RNA of Poeciliopsis prolifica (blackstripe livebearer), 5030 nucleotides long. RefSeq names its product V-set and transmembrane domain containing 2A (gene vstm2a). NCBI's taxonomy places the organism in Eukaryota, Metazoa, Chordata, Actinopteri, Cyprinodontiformes, Poeciliidae. Bases 423 to 1130 code for a protein of 235 amino acids. The record is from RefSeq and is a predicted model, not a curated record. The transcript is spliced from 5 exons.